Molecule: messenger RNA, 1369 nt
Organism: Oncorhynchus masou masou (cherry salmon)
Lineage: Eukaryota; Metazoa; Chordata; Actinopteri; Salmoniformes; Salmonidae
Product: protein FAM133-like
Exons: 10
Coding region: 294-902 (202 amino acids)
Source: RefSeq, a predicted model, not a curated record
CAGAGACCGGUCGUCACUAGUUAAAGCAGCCACAAAGUCUUAAUUAAGGCUCAACUCCGCCCAUUUCUGCUAUUUAUUUGGUUAAAAUCGGAUUUAAAACCCAACCACAAUACUAACCGUAUACCUUACCCUAGCCUUAAAUUAAGACCAAAAAGCAAAAAUGUUGUAGACAAUUUUGACUCUGUGAUUGUGUUACCUAGUGUGGAAACCAGCUACGCAACCUCUUUAAAAUCAUCUAACUUUUUUUAGUGGAUUGAUUGAUAUUAGCGCGGUCGUAGGCUAAAUCUACCGAAAUGGGGAAGAGGGACAACAGAGUGUCUUAUGUGAACCCAAUAGCUGCAUCACGUGCCAAUGGACCCGCACCCAAUGCAGGACCCUCUAUCCAGGAUUACCUGAGCAGACCACGGCCAACAUGGGAAGAGGUGAAGGCGAUCAUAGAGAGGAAGAAGAAAGGCUCCAGAGCCCUGGCGGACUUUGAGGACCAAAUGAACUCGAAUUGGAAGAAGGAGCUGGCGAAGAACAGAGAGAAGUUACUAGGUGGUGUUGACAAAGACAAGGAGAAAGAGAAAAAGAAGAGCGAGAAAGGAAGGAAAGGAAAGAAAUCCAACAGGCAUUCCUCUCCUUCAUCCUCCUCAUCAAGUUCUGAUUCCUCAAGCAGCUCUUCCUCAGACUCUGAAGAUGAGAAUGAAAAGAGCACCAAAAGGAAAAAGCGGUCCUCCAAGAAAGCAUCGGAUGACUCUACUGUAGAAUUGGAGCCCAACGGCAAGGGUGAGAAGAGCCGCGGGAAGAAGAGGAAAGCUGAGCGAAGUCGUAAAGACUCCUCCUCAGAGUUGUCCGCUGACUCCGACAUGGAGGUUGGUGAACCCAAGAAGAGAAAGACGAGAAGGAGAAAGACAAAAUGACAGCAGACAAUGACCCAACACACCUCCAGGCUGUGUAAGGGCUAUUUGACCAAGAAGGAGAGUGAUGGAGUUCUGCAUCAGAUGACCUGGCCUCCACAACCAUCAAACCUCAACCCAAUUGAGAUGGUUUGGAUGAGUUGGACCGCAGAGUGAAGGAAAAGCAGCCAACAAGUGCUCCGCAUAUGUGGGAACUCAAAGAAUGCCAAGAGUGGGCAAAGCUGUCAAAGGCAAAGGUGGCUACUUUGAAAAAUAUAAAAUCUAUUUUGAUUUGUUCAACACGUUUUUGGUUACUACACGAUUCCAUAUGUGUUAUUUCAUAGUCUUGAUGUCUUCACUAUUAUUCUACAAUGUAGAAAAUAGUAAAAAUCAAGAAAAACCCUUUAGUGUCCAAACUUUUGACUGGUACUGUAGGGCAAUGCAACAUCAUUUGACUAGGGUCAUAAAAUAUACAGUUCCUUCAGAAAGUA